Messenger RNA from Lytechinus variegatus (green sea urchin), 6857 nucleotides. RefSeq names its product flocculation protein FLO11-like. The transcript is spliced from 7 exons. The record is from RefSeq and is a predicted model, not a curated record. NCBI's taxonomy places the organism in Eukaryota, Metazoa, Echinodermata, Echinoidea, Temnopleuroida, Toxopneustidae. Gene Ontology annotation, molecular function: chromatin binding. Bases 288 to 3140 code for a protein of 950 amino acids.
CACUCCAUUGCACGUCCACAAUGGACGUGUGUGGAGGACAUACGCACAACGGGAACGGAGCUCCUAAACGGAAGAUGCUUGAUAUCAUAAGAGUUAGCGACCCGUUGAGUUGAUGAGAGCACAAGCACAUGUGAUAUUGUUCCUCUUCGGCUCUUGUUAUAGUGCAAGUCACUAAACACUCUUCAAUGCUAUAAACAGAUCUGCGUAUUUGUGGACUAAACACUUGGAGAGGGAGGUCAGUUUUAUGGAUCAUUAGAAUCUCAUGGCUGUGCUCCACUUUAGUGUUCAUGUUUUUCAGUGUUGACUUUCGAGAGGAGUGUAGUUCUAGCAUGGAUUCAGCAGAGCUAGAGAAUUUAAAGAGCAGUAACUCUCCCAGAUCGCAUGCAGCAGACCAGUCCAGUUCUCAGAGUACCAAACCUGUAACGUCACCCAGGCAGGAUUGCAUAAUGCCAACGACGCAUAUAAUAAGUCCCUCAGGGAAGAAAAGACUGUCUCCUACCUGUUCGUCAAAUCGCUCGAUCAAUAAUAACAUGCAUACUCUGAAUGUGGACAUCAGUCUGGCAAAUGCCAAAAUGAACAGUGUUUCUCCAGGAAGACAGUGCCUGUCAGACUCCAGGCUCACGGUGAAACCAUCAAAGAACAUUCCAGUGUCCAACCAUCGCAAGAGAAAGAUAGACAUCGACGGUGCAGAGAUUACCACUGUCAUAACCGUGCCCAUGACCUCUCCAAAAAAGAAGAGAUUAAGCCCCCCAGAUAUCUGCAACAAUGUGAAUAUAAAUGUACAAUCAAAGAAAGAUUCAACUGUUGACUGGAACCAGAAUGAAAGGAAUAUGUCUGAUGCACCUUACGGAAAGAGGAGGUCAAGUUGGUCGGAGACCUCUCCUGACAGUUACAAGCAUUCCCACAAUAUAGGUCACAGAAAAGUAUCCCCCAGGGUGUCCCCUAAAAUCCCAAAUUCUGCAGAACUCCACCCGGCCAUUGGUUGGAAGGCAUUCCCAAAUUCCAAAACGCAGAACAAUCACAAAGACACCCACAGUGUGGACAGGCAUACCAACAGCGUUUCUCCUACCAGUGCAAAGGUGCAGCAGAAUGGACGUCUAAAAAGCAGCCAUGCAUCGAUAGGUGAACAGAAGAGACCAAGCUUUUCCCACAGUAUCUCAAACGAUUCUGUUUUUGAUGAAAAUGUUUCGGAACCCAAUGAAAUAGACGAAGAAAGAUUUGAGAAGGUUGACAGUGAGGUUGCCUUCAAUAGGACGCCUGGGAUAAAGAAUAACACAGCAGGAGAUAUGGGUAAACCUAAACAAGCUACAGGAAGAACAUCACCCAGAGGGGGUGGCAAGCCAAAGGAAGUUAUUCGGAAAAAUACUCUUGGCUCAAGCGAUUCAGGUGUUGAUAGCAAGAGGAAACGAAAGGGAUCCGUCUCAGAGAGUGUUGGGAGCGAGUCUGUAUUAAGCAGUUGCACAGAGGAUUCAUUCACUGACGAUGGAAGCAUGGCGGGACGUGAAGGUCUUAGCUCUCCUGAAGAUGGAAAACCGAAAAAGCGCAGGUUCAAAUUUGCAGACACGCUACCUCCGCGUGCGCCAAGGGCAAGACGAGAAGCGAGUCUGACAGCAGAGACCAAAGUACAUCUGUUGUACGAAAGGGAUGAUUUUGUUGAGAAAAUGCCUGCAAAAGUGUCCGCACCAAAGAAACCUAAGGCAAGUCAGAGUGUAAGUGAUGCCCAGGGAAGUGAUUUGUUGACAAGUAGAGCUAUAUCAUCAGAUAUCAAAGUUGCAAAGGAUACAUGUAAAGUUGGAAGUGAUUCCAAGGGGAAAAGGAUUACGGAACAUACUAGUGUGACGAAUGGACAGGAAAAAGCAAAGGAACCCAAGAAACCUGCCAUUAAAGCGAAACUGAAAAGUGAUACAUCCCCAGCAUCUAGCAAAUCUGAACUUGCUACUGAGACAAGUGCACAAACAUGCUCUCGCUGUGGAAAACCUAUAAAACCUCAAGGCAAUAGAACUCCAGAUGAAGCCUCGGAUAGAAAGAGUAACAAUCUGAAAACGGAAACUUCACCUAACAACAAAAUCAGUAGCCCCAGCAGUACAACUCUCUUACCGACCCUCAAAGAACCUGCAGUGGUUCCGCAUUCUACAGAAACUCCAAACCACUUAUCAUGCUCGUGCACGCAGGCUCAGAGGAGUAUUUCUGAGCCUGCGCCAGACAAUGCCCUCAUGAAAGCUUUAGCGCCUCUACUGGGGCAGCCGAGAAGGGCCUCUAUUGAUGCUGCCGAAUGUGAAAAACUGAACGCAUCUUUGAAAGGGGCUUUCCUGCUGAGGCUAUCAAGACAUUCCAUUGAUGCACCUACAACCAUUGCCAACCAGCUUUCUCUACCUUUAGCCCAACUCGGUAUCCUUCAAUCAGGAAAUUUGCAUGCAUCAAAUGGGACGCCAAACAAUGGUACAAUAGCUACAGUCCCCCAGCCUAACGGCAGUGGAACUACCGUCACAGAGUUCAUCAACUCCAAGUCAAAAGUCGUUCGGAAGGUGGUGAAAAGGCCCGGUCUCAAACCCUUUCAUCGAAGGAAAUCUACCAACGGAUGGCGAGGGGAAGGCAAUCCAGUGCAGAAACCUGUUAUCAUUAAUAAUGAGAGUGUCCAAGAGGUGCGUUAUUGCUUCGAGUCCAUCAGAAGGAAAGAUGAUGUCAUCAAGACCAGAGAUUGUGUCUUACUGAGAGCAGACCUGAGGAAACGAGACCUACCAUUUGUUGCCAAGGUAGCAGCACUUUACGAGGAUCCCGAUACAGGUGAUCUGAUGAUGAGCCUACUAUGGUACUACAGACCGGAGCAUACCGAAGCAGGCAGACUCAAAUCACAUCUAGAGAACGAGAUAUUUGCUUGCAGGCACUGGGAUAUCAACAGCGUUGCAUGUAUAGAGGACAAAUGCUAUGUUGUCACCCUAGCUGAAUACAACAGGUUCUAUUCCAAGCUAAAGAUGGCUAUGGAAGGAAUCCGUCCUAGUAGAAGCUAUGUCCCUGAACCUCUGGAGAACUACCCAAGGAAAGAUUCCAUACCACCUCAAGGUUUUGAUCCUGAUGCAGUAUUCCUUUGUCGUCAAGUGUAUGACUUCAGGCAACGGCGUGUUCUCAAGAAUCCAUACUGAUGGACCACUUUGAUGAACAGAGGAUGAUGGGUUGGCCUGUACCUCCUCACAACAACCUAUUGAUGAUGACAUCCCUCUGCUGGGUUUUGAUCCUGGUGUUUUAUUCAUCUCUUGUUAAGUUUAUGACUUCUUGCAACAUUGUGACCUCAAGAACCCAUACUUCUGUUCAUAUUCACCACUUGGUGAACAGAAGAUGUUGAAUCAGAAUGAAUCUACCCAAGGAAAAAUGCCACCCCACCUCAGGGUUUUGAUCCUGAUGUGGUGUACCUUUGUCAUCAAGUGUAUGGCUUUAGGCAACGGCCCGUCCUCAAGAAUCCAUACUGAUGGACCAAUUGAUGAAUAGAUGUUGGGUCAGAAGAUGUCCAUCCUUGUAGAAGCUACGUCCCUGAACCUUUGGAGAACUACACAAGGAAAGGUGCCAUCCCCACCCCAGAGUUUCGAUCCUGAUACAGUAUAUUUCUGUCGCCAGGUUUAUGACUUCCAGCAAUGGUGUGUCCUUAAGAAUCCAUACUGAUGAUGGAUCACCCGAUGAUCGGGAGAUAUUGGGUCAGAAUAUAUCCAUCCAAAUAGCAGCUAUGUCCCUGAACCUUUGGAGAACUAUACAAAUUAAUUAAAGGUGUCAAACCACCUCUGGGUGUCUUCUGUCCUCAAGUCUAUGGCUUCUUGCAAUAUCUUAUCCUUAAGGAUCCAGAUAGGUGUAAACACCCCUUGGUGAACAGGAAAGGUUGGAUCACCCUAAUUCUUUAUAGAUCUACCAAAGUAAAGAUGACAUCCCUCUCCUGGAUUUUGAUCCCGACACGAUAUUUCUCCAUCGUCAGGUUUAUGACUUCUGCAAUGUCAUGUCCUCAAGAACCCAUAUUGAUGGAUCAUGUUGGGUCAGCCUGAACCUCUGAAAAAUCACCUAUUAAAAGAUGACAUCAUUCCACUGAGUUUUGAUCAUGGUGUUUCAUUCAUCUCUCAUUAGGUUUAUGACUUCUUGCAAUGUCAUCUUCUCAAGAACUCCUACUGAUGUUCAUGAACAUUAUUUGAUUAACAGGAUGGGUUGAUCAGCCUGAACCUCCAAUUAACUACCUAUUAAAGAUGACAUCUCUCUAUUGAUUUUGACACAGUUUUCAUCAGUUGUUGGGUCAUUGACUUUUCAUAACAUUAUAUCCCGAUGGAACCGAUGCAAUCGUACACCAACAACACAUGGGCCCGAAUUCUUAAGUGGGGUUUAACUUAAACUCAGGUUUAAAGUUGUGGUUGAAAUAUGGAUAACCAAUUGUUACAUAAAUCACCAACAGUAGAGAUAUCAUAUUUCAGCUCAUUUGGCUCUCAAUUCAUUCAUAAUUGUCUAUGAAGUAUAAGUAGAUGAUUGUCUUUACCAUUGAAGAAUCAGGAAGGAGCACAGUAAACAUAAGAAACAUACAACUUAAUAAAAAUUUUGACACUUUUGGCUUUCAAUAAUUUUAGCACAGAGGUAGACCAUGGUCUAGGUUAAAUCUAACUUCAGAAUAUGGGCCAUGGUGAACAGGAUAUUUUGGGUCAGCUUAUAUCUGUGAACAACUACCUAUUAAAGUAUAGAUGAUAUUAACUUGCAAGAUUUUGAUCCUGAUGCAGUAUUCCUCUUCAAGCUUGAUGACUUAAAGCAGACUUGUGUCCUCGAAAUUCCAUACUGAUGUUCAGUAAUGCCACUUUCUGAAUACGAGAUGAUUUGCCAGCCUGAACCAGUGGCUAACCACCAAAGUAAGGAUGAAUAUCCCUUUGCAUGAUUUGAUCAUGAUGCAGUAUGCAUAUGUCACCAGGUUUAUGACUUUGGCACUGUUACAUCCACAAGAAUCCAUACUCAUGGACCACUUAAUGUACAGGAGAUGUUUUGUCAGCACGAACCUCUGAACAACUAUCAGAAUAAAGAUGACACCACUCUUCAGGAAUUCAAUCUUUAUGCAUCAUUUGUCUUUUUUGGGGUCUUUGCCUUGAAUUCCAUACUGUGGGACCACUGGUGAACAGUAGAUUUGGGUCAGCCUGAACCUUUGAGCAACUACCAAUUUGAAAAUGGCAUCAUUCGCAGGAUUUUAAUCCUGACGCAUUAUUCAUCUGUUGUAAGGUCUUUGACUUCUUGCAACAGCGUAUCCUCAGGAUCCUAUACUAUUGGUUACCAACAAUACUAAAUGAACAGAUUUGGGGUCAGACUUAACCUCUGCUGAGCAACAACCAAAGUAAAGAUGACAUCCCUCUGCAAGAUAUAAUCCUGAUGCAGUAUUCGUCUGCUGUUAGGUAGUCUUUGACCCCCUGCAACAUCAUAUCCUCAGGAACUUUCUCAUUGGUCACCAACAUCCCUUGAUGAUGAGGAGACAAGUCUGGGUGACCUACUUGCUGUAUUCUUUCACUUUCUACAGGGUUCUAUGGUAUUUUUAAACCUAGAUUUAAAUCAAGAUGGUUUGAUCGCUCUCAAUCUCAGAGUACAGUUUGGAGAUGAUUUGGAAAGAAGGUUUAUUCCAAACAAAAAAGAAAUGAAGAUGAUGAUGGUUUAGUAGUAUCAGUAUCCUCUCAUGACAUUUAAUUAUGCAAGUACAUGAUUUUUUUAAAAGGAAAAAAGUAGAAUAAAAAAUACUAAUAGGGCUCUGAAUGCAACAAUGCCAUAAAUGCCAUGAUUGUUAUUAUAACUGUGAACAAAAAGAGAUUACUCACUAUUACCAAAUCUUUGAAAUUUGCCGACAGGAAAAUUGAGUUGUGCUAGAUCAGAGGUUAAGGCUGUGAUGAUGAUGAUGAUGAUGAAGUAAGGGUUAUGCGACUUAAACCCAAGAAACAUGCAAUGAGGCAAAGACGGUGAAAACUGAACAAAGUCGAACAACUCUGAGAAGAUUGUGUGUUUGCAGAGAAUUUUGAAGAAAACCACCCAUUUCCACUAGAUUUAUCCAUGGAAAUAAUCAUAUCGAUGAGUUUUAGGGAAAUUUUUAUUCAUCUACUUCACUAUCCACACACUAGUACAUUUUCUAUCACUAAGUCCCUUAAAUGAGCUCCUACAUGUCUAAUGAUGGAAGCUACAUUGGUCUAUUAAUAUAGAAGGAUGUCACUUUCAGAUACCCUGUUGUGUGCAAUAAAUCUGCCGGAUCUCCAUGCUAACAGCAUCAUAUGUGUAAUUAACUUAAGUGGGGGGUAGAUUAGAUUUGUAAAGCCAUUGGGAGCGGUGGGGGGGGGGGUUAAAAAUGAUAAGAAAUGUCUACACUAUUCACCUGGGUUGAGUGCAGCGUAAUGUGGGUAAAUUUCUUGCUGAAGGGAAACACGCCAUGGCUUGGUAUCAUGCCCAUGUCCCUCAGACUGAAGACGAGAAUCUUAACCACUCGACCACGACGCCCCCACUUAUCACAAAGAUAUCGUCUUUUGAAAUGAGCUACCACACAAUGUGUUCACACUUGCCAGGUUUGAUGGUGAACUCAAUUCUAAAACAAAUCUUUAAACAGACUAACUUCUCUUGAGGUGCUUUCCAAGUUACAAUGUAUAUAAUAUAGAUAUAUGUUUUACUUGUGUAACUUUCCUCCACCACUUUGUGCAUUCAUUAACCUAUUCGCUUUGAGAUUAUAUCAACCCCUUCAGAGUUCGUACAGGGCUGUUUAAUUUCCAGUUGUCAGUUGGUUAAUAGAUUCAGAUUGUAUAAUUUAUGUCAAAUAUUUUCUAUUUCUCUCCCCUGUCUCCCCAUCUUCAUUGUCGAUUUCUCUUUUGUAUCACUUAAGUUAU